Gryllus bimaculatus (two-spotted cricket) is the source of this 434-nucleotide messenger RNA. Lineage: Eukaryota; Metazoa; Arthropoda; Insecta; Orthoptera; Gryllidae. The record is from the annotation of a GenBank genome assembly.
AUGACAGGAUUGGGGUUUGGAGCUACAAGUGGUGCUGGAAGUAGAGGAGGAGCUGGAACUGGAGAAGGAGCUGGAGCUGGUGGUGAAGGUGGAGGUGAGUCGGAGGCGGAGUCAGAGUUGGAGCUGGAUAUAGAGGUGGAGCUGGAAAUGGAGGUGGAGCUAGAAAUGGAGGUGGAGCUGGAAAUGGAGGUGGAGCUGGAGGAGGAGCUGGAGCUGGAGGAGGAGCUGGAGCUGUUAGUGAAGGUGGAGGUGGAGUCGGAGGUGGAGCUGGUGGUGGAGCUGUUGCUGGUCACGGAGCUGGUGCAGGAAAAAGAGCUGAAGAGGGAUGUGGCGGUGGCCGUGGCAAAGGCAGUGGCAAUAGCAAGGGCGGCGGCGACAGCGGCAGAUACGUCAAACAACACGCAAUUGAAUACAAUGAAAGUGAAAUGAGAAAA